Drosophila mojavensis is the source of this 722-nucleotide messenger RNA. Its product is annotated as protein FAM76B. Bases 267 to 641 code for a protein of 124 amino acids. NCBI's taxonomy places the organism in Eukaryota, Metazoa, Arthropoda, Insecta, Diptera, Drosophilidae. The transcript has 3 exons. The record is from RefSeq and is a predicted model, not a curated record.
UAAAGUAGGCUAUCAAGUUUUUAACAAACAUUAAAUCAGUCGAGAAUUGCGCUUAACUCAUUUUUUUUUUGUUUCAGGGAAUUUAAGAGAAUUUCAAUUAUAAUUUAGCCCACAUCGACUUUAAAGUCUUAAAGGAACCUCUACAACAUAAUUUUAGCAAACAGAAGAUCCAUCGAGAAUUCAAUUUUAAUCUAUAGUUUCAUAGUAUAUUUUUUUGUGCAAUUUUUCCUAUAAUUUUUCUCUCAAAGAAAAGUUCCAAUUGGAAAAUGAGCAUGGUCGACUAUCGCCUGUAUUUGUGCAGCAAGUGCUGCCGGCGCUGCCUGUGGCACGAGCUGUCCCCCCAGGAGCAUCGCUGCGCACGCUGCCGGCUGCCGCUGCAAUCCUGCGAGAUCUGUGAUCGCCGCUUCGAGCCGCGGGAUCGGCAGGAGCUGUACUGCAAGCGCUGUGACUUCCAUUUGGUAAAGCAGGCCUUGCAUACGCCGCCGCCAGUUCUGGAGCUGGAUCUGGAUACGGAAACGGAACCGGAAACGGAAGCGGAACUCGAUCUAAUUGAACCGCCACGCGAUCGCUCGAUGGCACAGCGCUGGAGCGACAUCAAGUCGGCAGCGGGCAUCGAGGACGAUCCAUGUUUCCUUGAGUGAUGUCCAGGCUAGGGUAUUAUUUCCUUGACCCCAAGUGCUCCAUAAAAAUAUAUACCUAGCUCUGCUAUGAUCACACUUCAA